Molecule: messenger RNA, 1171 nt
Organism: Zootermopsis nevadensis
Lineage: Eukaryota; Metazoa; Arthropoda; Insecta; Blattodea; Termopsidae
Gene: CSN7
Product: COP9 signalosome subunit 7
Biological process (GO): COP9 signalosome assembly
Cellular component (GO): COP9 signalosome
Source: RefSeq, a predicted model, not a curated record
AAUGCUGGUUUAGUUGACAUAACAGUCGAAUGUUCGUUUGUUUCUUCUACUCCUGUCCUAGCACUAUACUCUGUUAGGUGAUGUUUAUAAUAAACUACUAACAAAAGUAACGAAAUUAGUGUCAACGAAUGAAGGGUACGAUGGCAACAGAAAAAGGCUCUUCUGCGGGCAAUAAUCCUCUUGAGCAGUUUGUAUUAUUGGCAAAAUCAGCAAAAGGUGCUGCAGCUGUAGAGUUAGUAAAACAAGUUCUUGAAGCACCAGGUGUACAUGUAUUUGGGGAGCUGUUGGAUAUGCCUAAUGUAAUUGAACUUGAAAAUGGUCCACAUGCCAACUAUUACCAUGCAUUGCAUUUAUUUGCUUAUGGAACCUAUCGACAGUAUUUGGAAAAUAAAGCCAAACUUCUGGAGUUGACUCCAGUUCAGAAGAAGAAGCUGCAGCAUCUAACAGUUGUUACACUGGCUACAAAGAAUAAGUGUAUUCCAUAUGCUGUAUUACUUCAAGAACUGGAUAUUAAAAAUGUUCGAGAUUUAGAAGAUCUCAUCAUUGAAGCUAUUUAUGCAGACAUUAUCCACGGAAAGCUUGAUCAAAAGAAUAGCCAGCUGGAGAUUGACUAUGCCAUUGGACGUGACAUUCAGCCAGGUGAUGUAGGAUCCAUAGUGAGCACAUUGCAAGAAUGGUGUGAUUCAUGUGAAGCUGUCUUGUCAUGUGUAGAGACUCAGAUCAAUCGUGCCAAUGCUGAGAAGAACAGGUGUCUCAAACACAAAGAGGCUAUUGACCAAGAGGUUAGCAACAUUAAGAAGACACUGAAGACUCAGUCACAGGAUCCAGAUGAAGCAAUGGCAACUGAUUCCCGAGAAGCUGUUGCACAAGGUGCAGAAAAAGGAAAAAAGUCAAUCAAAGCCAAAGGUCUACGUGGCAGUAGCAAGUUCUGGCAGAAAUCAUGAGCAGACUAUAACCAUGUUUAAGUUUGUGACACAGUUCACAUGUGAUAGGCUAUGCUGGUGUUACACCAUCCCAUUAUCCAAUCUGAUGAGCAGUGAGUAAGCAGUAGAAACAACUGUUCUGAAGGAGAAGGGAGUGAAUAACACAUCUGACAAUUUGUGUGUUUCAAAAAUGUAUAAUUUAAUACAACUGAGUGGAAGAUUGUAAUUAAAAUGUCAUUUUUCUCUAA